UGUAUCUCCCACCUCCUAAAUGGAGAAGUCAGGACAGCACUGAGAACUUUAGACAUGAUUAAAAACCAACAGGAAACCACAUGAUAGUCAGGAGUUAAAGUUUAUAAACUGCCUUACGUACAUAGGUUAGAUUUUAUGCUACUUAUCUGCUGGACUCAAGAAACCACUUCAGUUCCUCAUAUGAAAUAGCAUGUGACUUCUACACCUAAAAAGCUUUUUGUUCUGGAAAAAGUUCACUGCUGUCGCUAUAUACAACUGUGGCUCGAGCUGUUUCUACAACAAUGUGUGAGAGACUGGACAAAAUCAGAAAAAUCAUAACUGUAGAGCCUGUUAUGUUUUUGUUCAUGACAGGAACCUUCCUAUUCACACCGGCUUAUCAGCAGCUGCUAAUAGCAAAGGUUUGUAAUGAGCUAUAUCAUGGUGAAAAUAUCUGCGGACAUCUUGAAAACCACACCAAAGAAAACCAGGCAAUUCAGAGCAAAACCUCCUACAUAUUGCUGGUAUAUGUAGCUGUCCUGAGCCUUGUAUCAAUACCACCAGCCAUCCUCUUUGGCUCAUGGUCAGAUCAGGCUGGCCGCAAGUUGGGGAUGAUUCUGCCCAGUGUCUGUUCUGCAGUCAGUGGUGGAUUUCUAAUUGCUGCAGCUGAAGUAGAACAGAUACAUGUUUACUGGACUAUUUUCACUGCCCUGCUAGUAGGGAUCUCUGGAGGCCAUGUUACAGUAUUCCUGAGUGUUUUUAGUUACUUGGCUGAUGUUACCAAUGCUGAAAACCGAACUCUACGGAUGGCUAUUUUAGAGUCAAUGGUUUUCAUUGGAGGAACUGUUGGUUUUCUCCUGAGUGGCACUUUGAUCCAGUAUUUUAGUUUCACUCCUGUGUUUGGGACCUUCUGUUUAUGCCAUGUGCUGUCAGUGCUUUAUGUGCUGCUUUGGCUUUGGAAUCCAGAUUCUUCCCAAAGGGUAGGAAUCCUUAAUGUAGUAACAAGCCAUAGAAGCGAUGAUGAACCUAAACUCUCAAUAUUUAUGUAUGCAAAGCUGUCAAUCAAGUCUGUUUUGAAGAAAAGGGCUGGCAAAAAUAGACUAAAGCUUCAACUUCUCAUCCUCUGUACAUUCUUGAUGAAUAUUUGCAAUACUGGGGAACAAACUGUCGUACUCCUGUUUCUGAUGUAUCCACCAAGGAAUUUUACCAGUGUGCUAUUCAGUGCAUUCACCGCAACAAAAAUGUUACUCUCGGGUUUAUGUUUGGUUGGACUAUUCCCAUUACUGCUUAGAUUUGUGGGAGAGAUGACCCUCGCUAAAGUGAGUGCAGUGAUGAGGGCAGCCUCUUUCAUUCUAUUGGCCUUCUCAACAAACACAUGGAUGGUGUUCCUAGUUGCUGUGGUGGGAGCGGCUUCAGGUUUCACUCAGGCAGUGGUUCGUUCUAUGUCGUCAAGGAUUGUUGAGCCCAACGAACAAGGUGCUAUGUUUUCCUUUUCGGCAUCAGUAGAAACUACAUGCAUACUCAUUGGAGCAGGGAUAUUUAAUAGCCUUUAUCCUGCGACACUCACAACAUUUCCUGGAAUGGUCUUCCUUGUAAUGGCUACCUUUAUAAUCAUUACUCUCAUACUCAUACAGUGGAUCAGUGAAAUGCCUACCACUCAUCCUCAGGUAUUAAUCAUAGAGGACUGAAUCGCUGAUGAUAACAGAAGUUCUCCAGUUCAAUCAAAAAAUCCCAAAGUUUGAUUUAAUAGGGAUCACACUGUGUCUGAUAUUAACAUUUUGUCACAAUGUAUAGUGCUAGUAGGAGCUGUUACAGCUUUAGAAUUAGGGCCAUGUGAAAAGGUGGUGGGUAUUUAGUAACUAAAACACUUUGAAAGUGAUUCGUGACAAGUGGUAAAAUAACAACAGAUGGUGAUUAAAAUGUUCACAUGUUUAUUUUCUUUUAGUUUUUUUGUAUUGUGUACUUGGUAGUGAAACUGUUUUUUUUUUUUUUUUUUUUAUAACAACAUUAUAAGACCUCAGAUAUAAAACAUAACCAGCAAUGACAAAAUAAUGGAUUUGGAAUAAGUAUUGCAUUGUUUCUGUAGCACAAUUUAAUAUGAUACCUUAGUACUCUAGUGGUAAAAUACUGAUUUACCAGUAUGUAUUGAUAUAGUGAGAUAUCACAGGUAUGUAAAAUGUGUAAAAUGUUACACUGAUAUCACUCAUAGCAGUGCAGUUCCCAUUGUCUUCCCAUUUCCCCUGAUACAUAACCAUUUUUAUUGUCAUUGUAGUGCAUUUCCAUUGGAUAUUAUUAGUCAAGGUUGCUGUGAUUAAGUCACCAAAUCAAGUAAAAUUUAAAAUAUACACCCUUGACUUGUUGUAAAGUAAUACAAAAUUAUAGAGUUUAUAAAUAAAUUGGUUACUAUAAAGAAAGCAAAGACAUGGUCAUAUAAGCUCAUGACACAGUUAUCUUUUUUCUAUAUUAGUAUACAGUAUUUAAAGUAUAUUGUUCAACACUUUGUUUUAAAUAAUUACUUUUUUAUUAUUAAACAGUUGAAGCACACAUACACCUAAAACCAUUUAGCAGAACUAAAUCUUGUGUCCUUGUUUUUUGUCACACUAGCACUUUCCCAGUCUGACUUUUAAGUUUAGGCCUGUGUGGAGAUUUAAUUCAUGCCCAUCUUGUCUUGUGAAUCUCUUUUGAACACUAACAUGGCUGCGCCGUCAUAAAUACAAAUACACAAAUCAUACACAGGGGCUUUUAUUCUAAAAAUAAAUAAAUAAAUAUACU
This is a messenger RNA of Polyodon spathula (Mississippi paddlefish), 2748 nucleotides long. RefSeq lists its product as uncharacterized. Gene Ontology annotation, cellular component: membrane. NCBI's taxonomy places the organism in Eukaryota, Metazoa, Chordata, Actinopteri, Acipenseriformes, Polyodontidae. Gene Ontology annotation, molecular function: transmembrane transporter activity. The coding region runs from base 282 to 1664 and encodes 460 amino acids. Gene Ontology annotation, biological process: transmembrane transport. The record is from RefSeq and is a predicted model, not a curated record. The transcript is spliced from 7 exons.